Messenger RNA from Microsporum canis CBS 113480, 684 nucleotides. RefSeq names its product 3-oxoacyl-(acyl-carrier-protein) reductase. The transcript is spliced from 3 exons. The record is from RefSeq and is a predicted model, not a curated record. Lineage: Eukaryota; Fungi; Ascomycota; Eurotiomycetes; Onygenales; Arthrodermataceae. The coding region runs from base 1 to 684 and encodes 227 amino acids.
AUGCAGCCCUUUCAGCGGCAAGGAGCUAGAUUGAGCAGAGUUGUUCGGCUAUCCAGCCUUCCGCAUUAUCGUGGGCUGGAUGGAAACGGGAAGGCUGUCGCACCAAUACCACAACAACGCCAAUUAUGUUCAUCUCAUGGCAGUAUAUAUGCUCAGCCCUCGGGUUACAGCUCGAAGAAUUGGCUGGGCUACCCGAACAGCUGGCACUUACAGCCUACAAACUCGUCCCCCUUGACUGUUCGGGUUCAAGGGUGUCAGCCGACCAUUCCGAGUAACAACAGGGGUUAUUCCACCAAUGAAUCAACCAAAAAGACCACAGUUGACAAUUACAUUCAAGAAAUAGAGGACUUAUAUGCAAUUGCAAAAGACGAGCUCGAAAUAGCGGCAGAAUCUACUGCUGAGGCGACAAUAUAUGCUGCCUCAGACCGUAUAUCUAUGCGCGAAGCCUUUGAUGAUCUUAAGCAUACAUAUGGUGCUUAUGCUGAUAACAACCCACCUCCUCAGGAUAUUGAACCAAAGGAUGGAGCGAAUGGUGUUGAUGUUGCAGAAGAACGCUCUACCGCUUAUGACUCCACGGAUAUUCCUGAUGAUAUCAGGGCUGAAAUUAAGCGGAGGGUUGGUCACAGAAUAAGGGAGAUUGAAAAUGCGGUGAAUAGCUUAGAGGAGAGUGCUAGGCACGAGUGA